Molecule: messenger RNA, 117 nt
Organism: Penicillium oxalicum
Lineage: Eukaryota; Fungi; Ascomycota; Eurotiomycetes; Eurotiales; Aspergillaceae
Exons: 1
Coding region: 1-117 (38 amino acids)
Source: RefSeq, a predicted model, not a curated record
AUGGGAGUCAAACAGCGUAUGCGGAUCAAAAUGACUGGGUCGCGAUGUACGGUCAAAUUGGCGAUGAAUGCGUGUCGGAAUCCACUGUUCAGUCAGCGUUUCAACCUUAAAUGUUGA